Zingiber officinale is the source of this 2713-nucleotide messenger RNA. RefSeq names its product ankyrin repeat-containing protein At5g02620-like. The record is from RefSeq and is a predicted model, not a curated record. Gene Ontology annotation, cellular component: plasma membrane. Gene Ontology annotation, molecular function: protein phosphatase 1 binding; protein phosphatase regulator activity. NCBI's taxonomy places the organism in Eukaryota, Viridiplantae, Streptophyta, Magnoliopsida, Zingiberales, Zingiberaceae. The coding region runs from base 548 to 2230 and encodes 560 amino acids. The transcript is spliced from 4 exons.
CCUCUUUCUCUGCUGCUCUCACUGGAGACCCAAUUUUAAUCGUUCGCUGGCGUUGUUCGUAGUCUUGUUCCCUCUUUCAUGGUGAUUACGAUAGCCGCCAUCGUUUGAGCUAUCUACCUUCCACCCACUGAGAACCAGAUCAUCCCCCAGUUUUUCUUUUUGGUGCUUUUAGCAAAGUGUUGACACGGACACCAACCGCAGCCAUGAGGAUGCAUACGCGCACAAUCCUUGCGCGCAGAGCAGUCGUUUAGCGCAUUCACACAAGGGCAAGUGGAUCGAUACGCGAACACUUCUUUAGUCGUCGGAGUUUCCGGGGAAAGAAAGGGUUUUUGAUUCUCCGCAGCAGCGAGCAUCUGAUGCGUCGAGUUUCUGAACGCCUAUAGGAGAGUCUCCGAUUCUUUCUGCUAGAGAUCCAUGGAAAGCGCUGGUUGUUGUGAUUUUACAUGUAAAGUGACCUAGGUUUUUCCCUUUCAUGGUUGAGACUGGAUUCUGUGCUUAAGAGAUAGUAGGACGGCAUACUCUAUUUCUAAAUAGUUCAGCUUUGGCAAUGGAGAAACAACCAAGAAUCGGAGCACUGGAGAAGUUGCAGAGCCUCCGGAGCUUUCGCAUGGACAAGCAAAAAAGCUUUCGUUUGGGAGACAGACAGCGAAGCUUCAAAGAAAGGAAGAACAAGGAUAGCCCCGGAAAACGAGGGGAUCUGGAUCUCCACCUCGCUGCUAGGGCUGGCAACGCAUUGCAUGUGCAGAUGAUACUCUCGGAGUGCAGUGAGGAGCAGACGAAGGAGUUGAUCUACAAGCAGAACCAGGACGGUGAGACUGCGUUGUAUGUUGCUGCAGAAAAGGGUCAUGUGGAGGUUGUUAGGGAAAUAUUGAAGGUCUCAGACAUUCAAUCAGCUGGCAUCAAGGCCAACAGCAGCUAUGAUUCAUUUCAUAUUGCUGCUAAGCAGGGACAUCUUGAAGUUUUGAGGGAUCUCUUGCAGUGUUUCCCCGCACUAGCCAUGACCACAAAUUCACUGACUUCCACAGCCUUCGACACUGCCGCAACUCAAGGACAUGUUGAUAUUGUUAAUCUGCUGCUAGAAACUGAUGCAAGCCUUGCUAAGAUUGCGAGGAAUAAUGGGAAAACAGCCUUACAUUCUGCAGCAAGAUUUGGACAUGUUGAUGUGGUAAAGGCCAUCCUAGAAAAAGAUCCUACCAUCGGUUUGAGGACUGAUAAGAAGGGGCAGACAGCAUUUCACAUGGCUGUGAAGGGCCAAAAUGUUGAAAUCUUAAUGGCAUUGCUGGAGCCUGAUAAAUCAAUAGUCAAUUUGGAAGAUAGUAAGGGAAAUAGACCUUUGCACAUGGCUACAAGGAAGGGCAACCCAAAGAUUGUGCAAGCCUUGCUACAAGUUGAAGGGGUUGAGGUAAAUGCAGUGAAUAAAGCAGGUGAAACUGCCCUCAGCAUUGCUGAAAAGUUGUCAAAUGAAGAUAUUGCUGCUAUUCUGAGAGAAUUUGGUGCAGUUGUUGCUAAAGAACCAGCAAAUACAGCAACGGCUGCGAAGCAACUGAAGCAAACAGUCAGCGACAUAAAACACGAUGUUCAAUUUCAACUCAAACAAACCCGUCAAACCGAAAUGAAGGUGCAGAAGAUCAAAAAGAGGCUUAAGAAGCUGCACCUUGGAGGUCUCAAUAACGCCAUCAAUUCCAACACUGUGGUUGCAGUUCUCAUUGCCACUGUGGCGUUUGCAGCCAUAUUCCAACUGCCGGGCUCCUUUGUUUCAGAUCCUGAAGAGGGCUUUACCCCUGGACAAGCCUACAUUGCGGAAAGCGCAGCAUUCAUCAUAUUUUUAAUCUCCGAUUCUUUGGCUUUGUUCAUCUCACUGGCUGUGGUAGUUGUUCAGACUUCCUUGAUUGUCAUUGAGCAGAAAGCGAAGAUGAGGAUGGUUUUUGUGAUGAACAAAUUGAUGUGGCUGGCCUGCCUCUUCAUAUCGGUUUCCUUCAUCUCUCUUACAUAUGUAGUCGUGGGAAAGCAUGAUUUGUGGUUGGCUUGGUCAACUAUGGCGAUUGGUGCUACAAUUAUGCUGACCACUUUGGGUUCAAUGAUUUACUUCGUAAUUAUUCACAGGAUCGAAGAAAAGAACAUGAGAAACAUAAGAAGGAACUCGAGGAGCAGGUCUCACUCCUUGCCUAUGUCAGUUGGCUCAGACUCAGAGUUACUGAAUAGCGAGUACAAGAGGAUGUAUGCUCUUUAGAAUGGAUAUAUAUGAUCUAUACUUGGAUGCCUACACUUGAAGAGCUACCGAGAAUCCUGACGCAGUUUUUAUGCAGUCGGCAAGCUCCUGCUAGAGAACUUGCCAGCUACUUCUCACCAUUGACAUGGUGCAGUCGAGGGCUUAGUAUGUGUUAACCUCUGUCGAAGGUCCAUGUACCUGGUAUUCAAAGAGUUUUCUGCUAGAGUUAUUUUUAGUUCAAGAUGCAGUCAAUUCUGGCCGAUGCCGGUCACCUACUCUGAUGCAUGUGCAUCUUAUCUAUUCUUUGUAACGUCGGUUCAUCGAUGGAAAAACUCGACUUACACAAUGCGUCAAAACUUUUUAAGAUCGAUAAAUUUGCAGGUAACAAGUAUCCCCCUUGUAGAUAUUCUCCAUUUGUAAAGGAGAGUGGAAAUUUGAGAUCUUUGCCUGUUUUUAAGAUACUAGAAUUUCUCUAAAUUUUCUUAAAAGAGAAAUUUUAUAAAA